Sinocyclocheilus rhinocerous is the source of this 801-nucleotide messenger RNA. RefSeq names its product GTPase IMAP family member 4-like. The record is from RefSeq and is a predicted model, not a curated record. Gene Ontology annotation, molecular function: GTP binding. The annotation marks the transcript as partial. NCBI's taxonomy places the organism in Eukaryota, Metazoa, Chordata, Actinopteri, Cypriniformes, Cyprinidae. The transcript has a single exon.
ACAGUGCAGAAGAAUCUGAAGAGCAGUGAUGAAAUAAGAAUUGUGCUGAUUGGAAAGACUGGAGUAGGGAAGAGUGCAGCUGCAAAUGCCAUCCUGGGAAAGCAAAAAUUUAAAUCAGAACUGUCCGCUUCCUCUGUGACUUCAAAAUGUGAUAAAGACAAAGGAAAUGUCAAUGGGCAAAAAGUGGCCAUUAUUGACACUCCAGGCUUUUUUGACACAAAAAAUAAAAAUACUGAGAUUGAGGCAGAGAUUAAACUGUGCAUAUCCCUCUCUGCACCAGGCCCUCAUAUUUUUCUUGUGGUUAUGCAGCUUGGGAGAUUUACUGAAGAGGAAAAACAUACAGUGGAGCGAAUUCAGAAAGUCUUUGGUGAACAAGCAUCAAAAUACAUCAUGGUGCUGUUCACUCAUGGAGACCAGUUGAAAAAACAACAAAAAGACAUUCAUGACUAUGUUAAAGAAAGUCCAGAUCUUUAUAAUUUUAUCAAAACUACAAGUGGAUGGUACCAUGUUUUUGACAAUAUAGCAAAUGACCAAAACCAGGUCAACAGACUGUUUGAAAUUAUAGAUCAACUUGUGAUUUUAAAUGGGAAAACACAUUACACAAAUAAUAUGCUCCAGGAAGCUGAGAAAGCAAUAGAGGAAGAAAAAGUAAGGCUUAUGGUAGAAAAAAGAAUGGAGGAACAAGCUGCAAGGGAUAGAGCAGAAAGAAACAAUGCAUUUCUGAAAGCCGGUUUGGCGGUAGCAGGUGUUGGUAUUAGUGUUGGUGUUGCUAUUGCUGCAAGAGUCUGCUCUUGUCAGUGA